CGGAAAUGACUCGUCGGGAACAAGGAGUUACAGCUUCCGUUGUCUCGCAUAGUGUGGGCUUUCUUUAAAGCUUCGCAUCAGAGUUUUUGGGUGGUGGCUGUUUGCUUCAUAAGUUCUGGAGUUUCCAGUGAAACACUAAACUGAAUUCAGCGUGGGGAUAUUAAUUUAGGACAUCUCGAAAGACAGUUUAAGCGGAUUUGAAUGCUCUUGAUAGAGAGCGUUACUUAUUUUUCUUUCUGUUUUGGAGAAUAACGUUAGCUAACAAUUCGCACAACAAAGAGUAGUCUAGUUUGAUAGUUCUGUAGCUAGCUUGUUCGCUAGAUAGCCUACCAUACAUUAUUAGCAAGUUAGCAUUAGUACCUAAGAGGAGCGGCAAGGAGUUACGGAUCGAUGCAGGCCAUAAAGUGUGUUGUUGUGGGAGACGGGGCUGUGGGUAAAACAUGCCUGCUGAUCAGCUACACCACGAAUGCUUUCCCAGGGGAGUACAUUCCCACAGUGUUCGACAACUACUCUGCCAAUGUGAUGGUGGAUGGGAAGCCAGUGAACCUGGGGCUCUGGGAUACCGCUGGGCAGGAAGACUACGACCGACUGCGUCCACUCUCCUACCCACAGACGGACGUGUUCUUGAUCUGCUUCUCCCUUGUGAGCCCUGCCUCAUUUGAAAACGUCCGUGCCAAGUGGUACCCAGAGGUCAGACACCAUUGCCCCAACACCCCCAUCAUCCUUGUGGGCACCAAGCUGGAUCUGAGAGAUGACAAGGACACGAUUGAGAAGCUGAAAGAGAAGAAGCUGACCCCCAUCACCUACCCCCAGGGCUUGGCCAUGGCUAAGGAGAUUGGAGCAGGGAAGUACCUGGAGUGCUCAGCCCUGACGCAGCGCGGCCUUAAGACGGUGUUCGAUGAGGCCAUCCGGGCGGUACUGUGCCCGCCGCCCGUCAAGAAGAGGAAGAGGAAGUGUCUGUUACUGUAAGCCUGCCGCACUACGGGGAAGAAUCUGCAAUCUGAGCUCACCUGCUGGGGUGAAGGAGAGGAAAUGCCACAAAGCAUGUACAUUCAGAUAUGCCAUUUUCUCUCAUGUAUUGUAAUUAGCACUACUUACAAUUGAUUUUAUCAUACGAGUGAAAUCAUACUGUUAGCUCUAGGAAGAAGGAAAAGAUAUCCCGACCCUUUGCCCUACUCGCAAGACUAAAGAAUUCCUGCUGCCUUCUGAUUUGUACUUUUGUUUUUUUACUUUUCUGAAUCGGUGAUCCAUGCAUGUCCUUUCUGUUUCCUUCUCUUUCCACUCCUCUUGAGAACCCAUUUUGUGUUUGUUUACAGUCUUCAAUUGUAUCGAAUUGAGGUGUUGCCAAAAUACGAACUCCACAUUACAAAGAUCAUUGUAAAUCUUCGGACACUAAAUGCAUUUUUAUUUUUGUUCAUGAGGUUUACAUCUAUAUAGCGCAGAAAUGGAAAUUGACAUCUUAAAGGAAACGGUUGUGUUGAUAAAACGUAUAAAAUUACUCAACCUUUACAGAUGUUGCAGUAGCAGCAAAGCUUUGAAGGAUCAGUGUACACUAUAGCCAUGUUGAACAAGGGGGGGGGAGAUUUGGAGGAAUCUUAAUCGGAGUGAGACGGAUUAACUCUGAAAUGCAUUACCAAUGCAAGAGGUGGUCAAACAGGAAUGCCACUCCACAAGCUACAUUUUAACUAGGAAUGCUAACAACAACCUAGCUAGCCUGCGUAACAGACAUUAGCAGUCCAGAUUUCAUCCUCCUCUUUUUGAGAGAUCAUACAGCAUUUCAGAGAGGAGGCUGAAGUGGUUCAGCCUUACACUGGAGCUGGUGUGUCUGUCAUGAUCUGCCACUCAACGGAAAAGGAGGGUGGUUCUUGGUUAUCCGCCCACAUUGUAUUGACCCCUCCAUUUAACCAAUCUAUGAAAGAAUCUAACAGAGGGAGCAUUUAUGUAUAUUACUGAAGACAUUUUUAUAAGUAUUGUCUAAAGAGCCAUCAUUGUGUAACCCAGGCUUUUAGCUUCACGUUCAGGAUUGCUGCACCAUGCUGUCUUUGGGCAUUUUACAUAAUCCACUAAUUUCACCAUUCCCGUCUUCCCAUAUUUUAUGAAUAGAACAGUUCCAAUCAGAGUAAUUUGUGUUUUGAGACUAAGCAAUCAAAUGUGAGCAUUAAAAAGUUAAAGCAAAUUGUGGCUGCUUUAGCCAUGUUGGUAACUACAAAUCACUGUUUAUUUUAUGUGAAUUGGCUGUUUAUUUUUCAUCAAGUUAUACAUUACUGUAUUUUUAAACUAACACUCAACAAUGUAUUGUUCAUUACCUCUUGAAGUUAUAACUGUUAACAUUACCUUAAUCCUAUAGUUUUAUGCAGAUAUUAUGCAAUAUUGUACUUAAGUAGCUGACUGGUAAAUUUUAGAAUUGCAAUGUUCAUUUUUUUCAACUUUUGAACAUGAUCAAAAUGUGCAGGAUUGAAACUUAAUCACACCUUUACUCAUUUAGCUGUGUUGAAAUAUGACCGUUUAAACAGUCUUGAUUAUAAGGAGCUCUUUUUUUUUUUUCAGGCAAUGGUGGAUUUUAUUUUCCCACAUAAUGAAAUGUAUAGUAACCUUUGCUGAAUUUAAAAAGCCAAUAAAUGCAAUUAAAACUCAUGAAA
Messenger RNA from Conger conger (European conger), 2639 nucleotides. Its product is annotated as ras-related C3 botulinum toxin substrate 1. NCBI's taxonomy places the organism in Eukaryota, Metazoa, Chordata, Actinopteri, Anguilliformes, Congridae. The record is from RefSeq and is a predicted model, not a curated record. Gene Ontology annotation, biological process: motor neuron axon guidance; cortical cytoskeleton organization; regulation of cell shape. Gene Ontology annotation, cellular component: dendritic spine; plasma membrane; cell cortex. The transcript is spliced from 6 exons. The coding region runs from base 391 to 969 and encodes 192 amino acids. Gene Ontology annotation, molecular function: GTPase activity; GTP binding; protein kinase binding.